Brassica napus (rape) is the source of this 1089-nucleotide messenger RNA. Its product is annotated as MADS-box protein FLOWERING LOCUS C-like. Lineage: Eukaryota; Viridiplantae; Streptophyta; Magnoliopsida; Brassicales; Brassicaceae. The transcript has 7 exons. Bases 141 to 734 code for a protein of 197 amino acids. Gene Ontology annotation, cellular component: nucleus. Gene Ontology annotation, molecular function: RNA polymerase II cis-regulatory region sequence-specific DNA binding; protein dimerization activity; DNA-binding transcription factor activity, RNA polymerase II-specific. Gene Ontology annotation, biological process: positive regulation of transcription by RNA polymerase II. The record is from RefSeq and is a predicted model, not a curated record.
AAAAGUAGAGACACACAAAAAAGGAAAGAAAAAAAAGGAAAAAAAAAGAAAGGAAGCAUAAAACGCUUUAGUAUCUCCGGCCACUUGAACCGAACCUCUGGAUCAAAUUAGGGCACAGAGACCACUUGGAGACAGAAACCAUGGGAAGAAAAAAACUAGAAAUCAAGCGAAUUGAGAACAAAAGUAGCCGACAAGUCACCUUCUCCAAACGACGCAGCGGUCUCAUUGAGAAAGCUCGUCAGCUUUCUGUUCUCUGCGAUGCAUCCGUCGCGCUUCUCGUUGUCUCCUCCUCCGGCAAGCUCUACAGCUUCUCCGCCGGUGAUAACCUGGUCAGGAUCCUUGAUCGAUAUGGAAAACAGCAUGCUGAUGAUCUUAAAGCCCUGAAUCUUCAGUCAAAAGCUCUGAGCUAUGGUUCACACAAUGAGUUACUUGAACUUGUGGAUAGCAAGCUUGUGGAAUCAAAUGUCGGUGGUGUAAGCGUGGACACCCUCGUUCAGCUGGAGGGUGUCCUUGAAAAUGCCCUCUCUCUAACUAGAGCUAGGAAGACAGAACUAAUGUUGAAGCUUGUUGAUAGCCUCAAAGAAAAGGAGAAGCUGCUGAAAGAAGAGAAUCAGGCUUUGGCUGGCCAGAAGGAGAAGAAGAAUCUUGCGGGAGCCGAAGCUGAUAAUAUGGAGAUGUCACCUGGACAAAUCUCCGACAUCAAUCUUCCGGUAACUCUCCCACUGCUUAAUUAGCCACCGUUAGACGGGGCUGAUCAAAUUAAAAAAUCCAAAACAUACAACUAAAUAAAUAAGCUUUGUUGUUUUUCACCCUUGAAGGGUGCACGUUGUAUAUCUCAAUACUCCCUUGGCUGAGAGAUUGUGUGUUUACUCCUAUGUUAGAUAUAAUGAGUAAAAUAAAAAUAAAAAGAUCUUUGUACCUUCGUCGAGAGAGAAUUGUAGUGAGUGUGCUUGUGUGUUCUUUUUCUCUUCUUUGCUUCAUGGCGAAGAAGCCUACCGUCUAAUUUGUAACGGAGACGUGGCCCUCUCUGCCCUUUUGUAUUCGUAAUUCCUUUGUAUUUAUCCACAACGCAUAGAGGUUGUCAUGGUU